AUGGAUUCCGUUCUUGUCACGGCCGCUGACUUCAACGAGGACAAGUACAAACUCUUGCAGCUGAACCCCGAGACCGAGCAAGCCAUCACCACUGGCUGCAAGGUGUUCAUUGUUGGGGCACCGGACGCUCGAGCCGUUCUGUGCACCGAGGAUAAAUCGUACUAUAUCACCAAGGAGGACACCUCGAAUUUACGCCUUCUUACGACCCACACAGACUGGAGCGGAUUUGAGAAGACGGCAAUUGACAAGAGGACGAUUCAAGUUGCGGGAGCUGCUCGGUUCCAUUACCUGCUUGAGCACAAGUCUCCUGAUGUGACCCAGCUCCGGGCUUUAUUGCUGGAAGCACCGUACGAAAAGCCCCGGCGUGACACUGCAGGGUCUCAAGUGAAGCGAGCAAAGCUGCAUAAGCUGUACUCGACAAGAGACUUAGUGGAUGCGUUGCAAGUGAGUGAGCACGAGGUGCUGACGAUGCUGGACGAGAUGCACGCUUUUGAGGAAGCACGUGCAUGGCGUGUGUUGAAUCCAGAGUACCAGACUCAAGUGUUUGCAGACAUGCUGGAUGCCAUCGUUCAACAUGAUUUGGAUGCGUUAUCGGAGCCAGGUGUUCCUAUGACAUGGUUCCUGAAUGAGCUGGCCGAGCCGCUGGUGGCAAUCCGUCAGUGUUGCAAGCUCUACGGUCGGCUGACGUUGGUGAACGGAGAGGAUCAUUGCACUUUGGAUCCAGUUAAGGUUGCUACAUUCCGAGCCAAGUUGCUGUUCGACGAGCAGGUCGAAGAGGCGAAGUUUCAAGCCAAGCAGGAGCAUGUGGCGUUCACAGACGCGGACGUGGGCUGGGAACUGGAUCUGUUUAUGGAAAAGUGGAAGCUUCGUGUGCCUGACAGCGUGUCUGUUAACUUGGAGAUGCUAAGCGGUCUGGUACUGGUUCAGCAUCAAGCAACGGGGAAGCCCACUCGGAUUGUGUACUUCCCUGAACAGGAACUGUCCCCGGAGCCGAAGAAGCGGUUCGAGCAAUUGUUUCAGAUGCAGGAGAAGUGGACGAUCAAGCAGCUGGAGCCGUUUAUCAAAUCGCUGGUCACUCCCAGCGCAACUCAAGCGUCGCUGCUACUCAAGCACACGCGCUCCUCGCGUCAAAGUGGAACGACUGAGAAGCUGUAUAGCCGGCGGUAA
Molecule: messenger RNA, 1167 nt
Organism: Peronospora matthiolae
Lineage: Eukaryota; Oomycota; Peronosporomycetes; Peronosporales; Peronosporaceae
Source: the annotation of a GenBank genome assembly